AUGGCAUAUCGAAAUGAAAAUGGUUUUAUUCGACCAGGAAAUACAACAACAACAGCAGCAACUACAACAGUAACAACAACAGGUGCAGUUGGUGGAGAUAAUGAACGAUCUAUUUUGGAUAAACGUGCUAUACAAGAAUUAAUUAAAGAAGUAGAUCCAUUGAUGCAAAUAGAUGAAGAAGUCGAAGAUAUGUUAGUACAAAUAGCAGAAGAAUUUGUUGAUUCAACAUUACUUGCUUCAUGUCAAAAUGCUAAACAUAGAAAAUCAAAUACUGUUGAAGCAAAAGAUGUUCAACUUUAUCUUGAACGAACAUAUAGUAUGUGGGUUCCAGGUUUUGGUACAGAAGAUCCUAAACAAUAUAAAAAGUUUUUAUCAAACGAUGCACUUAAAGCAUCCUUGAAAACACCAUAUAUGUCUUCAACAACUAAUACUAAAACAUCAACUUCAAAACAACAACCGUCCUAA
Messenger RNA from Adineta steineri, 465 nucleotides. NCBI's taxonomy places the organism in Eukaryota, Metazoa, Rotifera, Eurotatoria, Adinetida, Adinetidae. The record is from the annotation of a GenBank genome assembly.